ACAAUACAAAGUUACAAGCUCAACUGCUGCUUCUCAUUCUCAUUUCUCUUCUGUUCCUUCUUUCUUCACCAUCCGUCUUUUUUGGGUCUUUGCAAAUAAAGAAGCGGAAGAAAAAAAAAAAAGCUUAUCACUCCACUACUUGCAAAUUUUAUCCCUUUUGGGCCUCUUUGCUUAGAACACAAGUUUUUAUUUAUUUAUUUUUCUUCAGCUUUCCUUUUACUCUUUGCAGUUUGCACUCAAAUAAAGCUACUUUGGGAUCACAGAAUCACACCCACAGCUACAGUGCCACAUAUAUAUUACUGUUUUGGGAACAAGAAAUUGUACUUGAACUGUGAUUCUUCUGAUUCUCUGUCUCUCUGAUUCCCAAUAACACUUUUUCUGAAACUGUAUGGGUUGGUUUACCAAGUUGCUUAAGGGAUCCAACCAUAAAUCUUCGAGAGGAAAAUAUCAUGGGAAACAUGAUAAUUCCAUGGAUGAUUUGACAGAUGUUGAGAGAGAAGAAAUUGAUCGUGCAAUUGCGCUCUCUCUUUCGGAGGAAGAUCCGAAAGGGAAAAAAGUUAUUGAGGACGACCCUCAAUCUUCUGAUGAUGAACAACUGUGUGAACUUACUGAUGAAGAUGAAUAUCAUGGUGAAGUUGAACAACAUGAAGAAUUAAGCAAUCAUCACAAAGAGGAAGAUGAAUCUGUUGGUGAAGUUGAGGAAGAGGAAGAUGACCAUCUUAAUAACAUUCAACAGGAUAAUGACAAGCAUCUUGCAGAAGCGCAGCUUGAGGAAGAUGAACAACUUGCCAGAGCACUUCAAGAAAGUUUGAACAUUGAUUCAGACAGAGCUGAAAGAGAUUCUUUAUUUCAACCAUUUCCACACCUCCUUCGACCUGUAUACAGAACCUGUGCUGGCUGCAAUUCAGAGAUUGGCCAUGGCAGAUUUUUGAGUUGCAUGGGAGGUGUCUGGCAUCCAGAAUGUUUCUGUUGCCAUGCUUGUAAUUUGCCAAUCACUGAUUAUGAGUUUUCCAUGUCUGGAAAUCGUCGUUACCAUAAAUCUUGCUACAAGGAGCUGCAUCACCCAAGAUGUGAUGUUUGCAAGAACUUCAUCCCACCAAAUUCAGCUGGACUCAUUGAGUAUAGAGCACAUCCUUUCUGGAUGCAGAAAUACUGUCCUUCGCAUGAGCGUGAUGGAACUCCUCGUUGUUGUAGCUGCGAAAGAAUGGAGUCAAGGGAUACAAAGUAUCUCUUGCUCGAUGACGGUCGAAAGUUGUGCCUAGAGUGUCUAGACUCAGCUAUUAUGGAUACACAUGAAUGCCAGCCUCUCUAUCUUGAAAUACAAGAAUUCUAUGAAGGUUUAAAUAUGAAAAUAGAACAGCAAGUUCCAAUGCUUUUAGUUGAGAGACAAGCACUCAACGAGGCCAUGGAGGGAGAAAAGAAUGGUCAUCACCACUUACCGGAAACAAGAGGACUUUGCUUGUCAGAAGAGCAAACUGUCGCCACUAUUUUAAGGAGACCAAGGAUAGGGGCAGGAUACCGAGUCAUAGAUAUGAUAACUGAGCCUUACAGGCUAAUCCGCCAUUGCGAAGUGACAGCGAUACUUGUUUUGUAUGGCCUUCCUAGGUUAUUGACGGGUUCAAUCCUGGCCCAUGAGAUGAUGCAUGCUUGGCUUAGGCUUAAAGGCUAUGGCAAUUUAAGGCCAGAAGUUGAAGAAGGAAUUUGCCAAGUGCUAGCUCACAUGUGGCUAGAUUCAGAGAUCUACGCUGGUUCAGGAAGUGAUAGUGCAUCAUCGUCCUCGUCCUCAUCCUCAUCCUCAUCCUCAUCCUCGCCUUCCUCUUCUACAUCAUCAAAGAAGGGUAAACGGUCUGACUUCGAGAAGAAACUUGGCGAGUUUUUCAAACACCAGAUUGAGUCCGAUCGUUCAUCGGCUUAUGGAGAUGGAUUCAGAGAGGGGAACCAAGCUGUGCUCAAGUAUGGUUUAAGAAGUACCCUUGAUCAUAUUCGACUAACCGGAAGUUUUCCAUACUGAAGUAUGAUACAUAACUUCCUUUCUCUUUCUUUUCCUUUACACAAAUGAAUAUUUUCUCAGCUGUCAUAUAAAUUAUAUAGGGUAUCCAAAGAUUACAAAGUUACAUAAUUUCACAAUUCACAAUAUACACGAAAUCUGUAUAAAGAAAAAAUGAAAAUGCUCCUCUUGUGUCACUAUAAACACUUAAGUAGCUGGUAAAAUUAAACAGCUGAAGCAGUUAAUAAUAAUAAUGAGUAUUUGUUUUAUAUACAUUGAUGA
Arachis stenosperma is the source of this 2269-nucleotide messenger RNA. RefSeq names its product protein DA1-related 1-like. Gene Ontology annotation, molecular function: ubiquitin binding. The record is from RefSeq and is a predicted model, not a curated record. Bases 389 to 2011 code for a protein of 540 amino acids. NCBI's taxonomy places the organism in Eukaryota, Viridiplantae, Streptophyta, Magnoliopsida, Fabales, Fabaceae. The transcript is spliced from 12 exons.